This is a messenger RNA of Suillus clintonianus, 639 nucleotides long. RefSeq lists its product as uncharacterized. The record is from RefSeq and is a predicted model, not a curated record. NCBI's taxonomy places the organism in Eukaryota, Fungi, Basidiomycota, Agaricomycetes, Boletales, Suillaceae. Bases 1 to 639 code for a protein of 212 amino acids. The transcript has 10 exons.
AUGAUUGUUUUUCGACCUGAUUCCCCACUCCACCUUUGUCGCUCUUAUAAUAUUGCUAAUACUUAUGUCGGGAUACUGACGGUCGUUUGCGCUGAGAGCAUAUUCAUACUCAGAGCAUAUGCAGUUUGGGCACGGGAGAGAUGGAUUGCAGUGUGCGCAGUCGUCAGCACCAUUACCUAUCUAGUACCGAUUACCAUCUGCCUACAGGAAUUUAACUCGUUACUCUCCGAACCAUGCUAUAUCCCUGGUGUUUCCGGACUUGUGGAUCCGGAGACAGGCUUCAGAUUAUAUGUAGCAUUUGGCUUGCUAGCUGUCGCCGAAUUACAAAUAUUAUUGUUUCUGCUGUAUCGCACCGUCAAGAGUCAUGGUGGGUGGAGGAUUGAAAACCGUCUUAUGCUCAGCCUCUUGCGACAUAAUCUGCUGUAUUUCGGCUGCAGCUUUGCCUUUAACCUCAGUGUCAUUGUUGCUACAGCUUUGCUUCCGGAUUACUCACUCCUCUGCAGGAUUCAGGUUGUUAUACAAUCCCUCUUGGUCACGCGAAUGCACAGGGACUUCUACAAAUCGGACCGUGCUUCUUGUGGCAUCAACACAAAUGGCUCUCUCGCAACGUGGGUGGUGGGUGCCAUGGAUGUUGCGUGA